This is a messenger RNA of Atta colombica, 1352 nucleotides long. RefSeq names its product protein drumstick (gene drm). The transcript has 3 exons. Gene Ontology annotation, biological process: embryo development; embryonic pattern specification; embryonic hindgut morphogenesis. The record is from RefSeq and is a predicted model, not a curated record. Gene Ontology annotation, molecular function: DNA-binding transcription factor activity, RNA polymerase II-specific; RNA polymerase II transcription regulatory region sequence-specific DNA binding. Gene Ontology annotation, cellular component: nucleus. The coding region runs from base 435 to 680 and encodes 81 amino acids. NCBI's taxonomy places the organism in Eukaryota, Metazoa, Arthropoda, Insecta, Hymenoptera, Formicidae.
GAACUACUGGACGUUGCUCGAGGACGAGUCCUUAUUCGCAUUCUUUCUGUCUCUAUCGGCAGCGAUACGAGGAUUCUCUCGCGACGUGGUACAAGUAGUGAUCUCACUCCCAGGAGUUAGCCGUGUCCGAGACUAGCUUUGAGCGGGAGGAGAAGAGCGAAGUCGAAGAACGACAGUCAAGAAAGACAGAUAAAAAGAGAAGAAGAGAGAGCAUACGAAAGUCUGCGAACGAGGCAAAGAAAGAUAAAGAGAAAGAGAGAAAAAGAGAGAGAGAAGAGAGAGAGUGACGAAGAGGUACUAAGAAAGGGGACAGAGGAAGAUAGAAGACGUGGUGGGAGUGACUCCGGGCGUUAGCAAGAGAGCGAGAGAGGCGGGUAGAGGGAAAGGAGAGAUAGAGACUCGACCAAGAGAAGGAGCGGUGGGAAUUUAUAAGGAUGUUCGCGAUAAUGCCGAUGGAGACAGAGGGGCACGGCAGGGAGUUCGGCCGGCGGCAGAAGAUGCGCGCCAAGUGCACGGUAGAGUUCGUCUGUAAGUACUGCCAGCGGCGCUUCACGAAGCCCUACAACCUCAUGAUCCACGAGCGCAGCCAUAAGGACGACGUGACCUUCACCUGCGAGGUCUGCGGAAAGACCUUCAAGCGGCAGGACAACCUCAAGCAACACAGAUGUGGGUGGCGGUGAACGGGAGCUCUGAACCUCCUGCACCUUGACACAUGCACAACACACACACACAUACACACACACACACACACACACAUACACAGAGGCACGCACGCACGCACGCAUACAAAAUGGACACACCAUUAAUAAUACAAACUGCAACAAUAAUGGCAACUGCAACAAUAACACUAGACAACAGAGUAUGACAAUAAUUGCAACACCACUACAACCAUGCACUUUUUUAUUUGAUUAUCCGCACUUUUUCCCGGUCGUGGCGAAUGCACGAUCAACAACUAUGUCACUACCGCCACCACAGAAAAAAAACCCCAGCAUGUGUAUACUACUUUUUCUUCUUCUCUUCCAUCUUCCUCUACUUCUUCUCCUCUGUCUGCCUCUUUCGCUAUUUCGUCUCCUCACUAUGUCUGCGACUUUUACUACCCUUACGGCGACUUCUUCAUCGUCGGCUAUUUCUUGUACUAACACAGCGCGCACGAGUCCCACGCUUUAACGAGACGGCAGAAAUGAUUGAUAGAUAGAAAAGGAAAUUUAAAGGAUGAAUGGGAAGGAAGCGAAGGGUUUUCCCUGGAAAUGUACUUUCCUCAUCUUCCGAUUUCAACCAUCUUUGUUCCAGGAGCAUACACUCUGUUCCCUACAAGGGCUCCAACGGCUACUCAAAUGGCUAUUCAAAUGGCU